Oncorhynchus masou masou (cherry salmon) is the source of this 7978-nucleotide messenger RNA. Its product is annotated as adenosine receptor A2b-like. Lineage: Eukaryota; Metazoa; Chordata; Actinopteri; Salmoniformes; Salmonidae. The record is from RefSeq and is a predicted model, not a curated record. Bases 240 to 1307 code for a protein of 355 amino acids. Gene Ontology annotation, molecular function: G protein-coupled adenosine receptor activity. Gene Ontology annotation, cellular component: plasma membrane. Gene Ontology annotation, biological process: G protein-coupled adenosine receptor signaling pathway; adenylate cyclase-activating G protein-coupled receptor signaling pathway; vasodilation. The transcript has 3 exons.
ACCACUAUGCACAACAGCCACGCAACAGAUGCUUGGCUUGAAGGGACCGGGCGCACAAGUAAAGGACUGGCAAAUAAUGCACUGUUUCAAGAGGGAUGGCUGUUUACGCAAACCAUACUUUUGGAAUGUUCUUGGAUUAUUGCAAAAAUACUUUAUUUCUCUUUUGGACCCACUAGAACAGUGUCGCUCAUGACACUUAUUUUCAAAGACCGACCUAAUGUUCUGACAUAUUUGCGGAGAUGAAUUCGUACUACAUAGUAUUUGAGAUAUUAAUAGCAAUUUUGUCCAUAUCUGGCAAUGUAUUGGUUUGCUGGUCUGUCGCCAUCAACACCACUCUGAAAACAGCAACUAACUACUUUUUGGUGUCUUUGGCUGUGGCAGAUAUUUUGGUGGGUUGCCUUGCCAUCCCCUUUGCCAUAACCAUAAGCAUCGGUAUCCUUUUGGACUUCUAUGGAUGUCUUUUUCUUGCCUGUUUUGUUUUGGUACUGACUCAAAGCUCAAUUUUCAGCCUCCUUGCAGUUGCAAUUGAUAGAUAUUUGGCCAUCAAUAUACCCCUCAGGUACAAGGAGCUGGUGACAGGCACGAGGGCCAGAAGAAUCAUUGCUAUUUUAUGGAUCCUGUCCUUUGUCAUCGGCCUCAUCCCGUUCCUGGGUUGGAACCUGAAGGUUUCUUCCUGCCGUCAGAAUGUCUCCAGCAGCCUGACAAAUGGCAGCUCUGUGGGGGAAACCAGUACCACUAUCGCCCCUCGGGUGGACGAUCUGACCAGCAUCAAGCUCACCUGCCAGUUUGAGAAUGUGGUGGACAUGCACUACAUGGUCUAUUUCAACUUCUUUGGCUGCGUCCUGCCUCCUCUGCUUAUCAUGCUGGGCAUCUAUGUGAAGAUCUUCACUGUGGCCCGCAAGCAGAUGCACCAAAUUGAGCUCAAGUGCUCGGUGAGCAGCAAUAGGGGCAGCCACCAUCACGGGCUGCUUCAGCGCGAGAUCCGUGCCGCCAAGUCUCUGUCCAUCAUUGUGGGGCUGUUUGCCCUCUGCUGGCUGCCCGUGCACAUCCUCAACUGCCUGACCCUGUUCUACAAGGACCUGUACAAGCCGGCCCCAGUCAUGUACAUAGCCAUCAUGCUGUCGCACGCCAACUCCGCUGUCAAUCCCAUUAUCUACGCCUACCGCAUCCAGGACUUCAGGAACACCUUCCGCAAGAUCCUGACGCGUCAAGUCCUGUGUCAGAGGGAGGAGCUCUACCUCCACUCCUCCAACGGAAGCAGGCGGAACAGAGACCAGAUCCACAUGACCAUUGACCCAUUACUCUGAGGGGUGGGUUGCAGGGGGCAUGAGCCUUUACUGUAAGGGCAAGCAACAGGGGCAUGAGGCUACUUAGUCCUGCCUACAUGUCCUGCCGACCAUUGACCCUUUACUUCAUAAGUGGGGGCACAGGCCAGCCGUGUAGCUCAAAACACUACCUGUGUUCAUGUUUUUGUUGUAUUUAAUUUUUGAAUGGCAUUUUAAGUGAGAUUAGAAAUGUUUACAGAACAAAGCAUGGUGGUAUAAUGAUAUACAGUGCCUUGCAAAAGUAUUCAUCCCCCUUUGUGUUUUUCCUAUUUUGUUGCAUUACAACCUGUAAUUUAAAUGGAUUUUUAUUUGGAUUUCAUGUAACGAAAAGUCAUGCAUGCAUAUGUAUUCACCCCUUUGCUAUGAAGCCCCUAAAUAAGAUCUGGUGCAAUCAAUUACCUUCAGAAGUCACAUAAUUAGAUUGCACACAGGUGGACUUUAUUUAACUAAGUGCCACAUGAUCUCUCACAUGAUCUCAGUAUACAGUAUACACCUGUUUUGAAAGGCCCCAGAGUCUGCAAUACCACUAAGCAAGGGGCACCACCAAGCAAGCGGCACCAUAAAGACCAAGGAGCUCUCCAAACAGGUCAGAGACAAAGUUGUGGAGAAGUACAGAUCAGGGUUGGGUUAUAAAAAAAAUAUCAGAAACUUUGAACAUCCCACGGAGCACCAUUAAAUCCAUUAUUAAAAAAUGGAAAGAAUAUGGCACCAUAACAAACCUGCCAAGAGAGGGCCGCCAAAUCAAAACUCAUGGACCAGGCAAGGAGGGCAUUGAUCAGAGAGGCAACAAAGAGACCAAAGAUAACCCUGAAGGAGCUGCGAAGCUCCACAUCGGAGAUUGGAGUAUCUGUCCAUAGGACACUCCACAGAGCUGGGCUUUACGGAAGAGUGGCCAGAAAAAAACCAUUGCUUAAAGACAAAAAUAAGCAAACAUGUUUGGUGUUCGCCAAAAGGCAUGUGGGAGACUCUCCAAACAUAUGGAAGAAGGUACUCUGGUCAGAUGAGACUAAAAUUGAGCUUUUUGGCAAUCAAGGAAAACACUAUGUCUGGCGCAAACCCAACACCUCUCAUCACCCCGAGAACACCAUCCCCACAGUGAAGCAUGGUGGUGGAAACAUCAUGCAUGCUGUGGGGAUGUUUUUCAUUGACAGGGACUGAAAAACUGGUCAGAAUUGAAUGAAUGAUGGAUGGCGCUAAAUACAGGGAAAUUCUCGAGGGAAACCUGUUUCAGUCUUCCAGAGAUUUGAGACUGGGACGGAGGUUCACCUUCCAGCAGGACGACCCUAAGCUUACUGCUAAAGCAACACUUGAGUGGUUUAAGAGGAAACAUUUAAAUGUCUUGGUAUGGCCUAGUCAAAGCCCAGACCUCAAUCCAAUUGAGAAUCUGUGGUAUGACUUAAAGAUUGCUGUACAACAGCGGAACCCAUCCAACUUGAAGUAGCUGGAGCAGUUUUGCCUUGAAGAAUGGUCAAAAAUCUCAGUGGCUAGAUAUGCCAAGAUUAUAGAGACCUACCCCAAGAGAUUUGCAGCUGUAAUUGCUGCAAAAGGUGUCUCUACAAAGUAUUGACUUUGGGGGGGGGGACAGUUAUGCACGCUCAAGUUUUCCGUUCUUUUGUCUUAUUUCUUGUUUGUUUCACAAAACAUAUUUUGCAUCUUCAAAGUGGUAGGCAUGUUGUGUAAAUCAAAUGAUACAAACCCCCCAAAAAUCUAUUUUAAUUCCAGGUUGUAAGGCAACAAAAUAGGAAAAAUGCCAAGGGGGUGACUACUUUAGCAAGCCACUGUAUGGAGCUGAAUAGAUGAAUCUGUCAAAUAUGCCUUGAAUGUGGAGCGUUAUUUAUGAGUUAAGAUGAGUAUUAGGCCAGGUGAUGAAAAGCUAGCCUGGUCCCACAUCUGUUUGUGCCGUCUUACUAACUCCUAUGGUUGUUGUCAUGGCCAUAGGAGUUAGCAAGACCACACAAACAUCUGGGACCAGGCUAGUGAAAAUCUGAGUCUUAUUUACUUUAAAGCUGGAAUCUGUACUUGGUAACACUGCCACGUCCAUUUGCGAUAUUAAAAUAACAGUUACUUCAAACAACAAAUAUUUUUCCCCCCCUGACAUCAUUGCACGCACGAUAGAACAGCAGAGUAUGUAUGCCUACUGCAAUUGUUUUUACUACGAUGCUGGAUGCUCCUCUCCUCCGUUUCAUCAACAAAACAAAAACAAUAACACAUGCUCUGGGGCGAACAGUGGUACUGUUCUACCUAAUGUGGAUUCCAGCUUUAACUGUUGAAGGAUUUGUAUUUUAUUUUGUUGAAGCUAACUGGAUUUUCAGGACUGUGAAAUGAAUCCACUGAUGAAUCCAUUACUAUGAGAACACCUAAUUUACUAUUCCUACACAUUGACCAUAUCAUAACUUAAAACACACAUUUUUCUAAGCCUUAACUUUCCAAACAUAAUAUGCAUCAAGUGUUCGUUUACCGUUUUGGUAUUUGAUUAGUCAUGUAGCUCAAAUUUGAGAAACCUGGCUGAGGUGUGUAUUGUAUUGUUCGUCAUGGGCUAUAUCGGACUUCUUCAUUACUGGUGUUGCAUAAAAACAUACAUAGGAAACUCUGCCCAGUGGAACCAGUUUUGACUAAACCGCAACAUCUCAAGUGAGAGGACACACACAACACAGCUCGGAUUGGGAAAGUAUUCUUACACAUAAUAUAAACUUGUGGUGUUAUUGUGCUCUGCUUGAAUUUUGCAAAUGUCAUGGCUUCUAUAGUUCAUGGAGAAAGCUCAGGAAUAUACAGUAUGUGGUGGGCAGACUGAGUAAUCUAAAAUUCAGAAACAGGAUAUUUAGAGAUUCGCAAGAAAAUCAUGUCAACCUUACAAAUGCCUCAUUAUUUGAAAUUCUUGAUGACUUAGUUAUGUAAUCUCCCUUUAAAAUUAUAGAUUUACAUUAUUAUUCUUAACAAAAUGCUGACAUUUUUUGGGGCUCUUGUUCAACAUAGCCUAAAUCAUAUCAGAAAACAAAUAUGUGUUACUUGUUGUUAUACAGUUGAAGUCAGAAGUUUACAUAUACCUUAGCCAAAUACAUUUUAACUAAGUUUUUCACAAUUCCUGACAUUUAAUCCUAGUAAAAAUAACCUGUUUUAGGUCAGUUAGGAUCACCACUUUAUUUUAAGAAUGUGAAAUGUCAGAAUGAUUUAUUUCUGCAUUUAUUUAUUUCAUCACAUUCCCAGUGGGUCAGAAGUUUACAUAAACAAUUUAAAGGCAAUGAGUGUAACCAAAUUGAGUGUAACUUGGGUCAAAUGUUUCGGGUAGCCUUCCACAAGCUAACCACAAUAAAUUGGGUGGAUUUUGGCCAAUUGAGCUGGUGUAACUGAGUCAGGUUUGUAGGCCUCCUUGCUCACACCCUUUUUCAGUUCUGCCCACACAUCUUCUAUAGGAUUGAGGUCAGGGCUUUGUUAUGGCCACUCCAAUACCUCGACUUUGUUGUCCUUAAGCCAUUUUGCCACAACUUUGGAAGUAUGCUUGGGGUCAUUGUCCAUUUGCGACCAAGCUUUAACUUCCCGACUGAUGUCUUGAAAUGUUGCUUCAAUAUAUCCACAUAAUUUUCCUGCCUCAUGCCAUCUAUUUCGUGAAGUGCACCAUUCCCUCCUGCAGCAAAGCACCCCCACAACAUGAUGCUGCCACCCCCUUGCUUCAUGGUUGGGAUGGUAUUCAUCAGCUUGCAAGCCUCCCCAUUUUUCUCCAAACAUAACGAAGGUCAUUAUGGCCAACCAGUUCUAUUUUUGUUUCAUCAGACCAGAGGACAUUUCUCCAAAAAGUACAAUCUUUGUCCCCAUGUGCAGUUGCAAACUGUAAUCUGGCUUUUUUUUAUGGCGGUUUUGGAGCAGUGGCUUCUUCCUGGCUGUGCGGCCUUUCAGGUUAUAUCGAUAUAGGACUCAUUUUACUGUGGAUAUAGAAACUUUUGUACCUGUUUCCUCCAGCAUCUUCACAAGGUCCUUUUCUGUUGUUCUGGGAUUGAUUCGCAUUUUUUGCACCAAAGUACGGUAAUCUCUAGGAGACAGGAACGCGUCUCCUUCCUGAGCGGUAUGACGGCUGCGUGGUCCCAUGCUGUUUCUACUUGCACACUAUUGUUUGUACAGAUGAAUGUGGUACCUUCAGGCAUUUGGAAAUUGCUCCCAAGGAUGAACCAGAUUUGCAGAGGUAAAAAAAAAGGUCUUGUUGAUUUUCCCAUGUCUAGCAGAGGCACUGAGUUUGAAGGUAGGCCAUGAAAUACACCCACAGGUACACCUCCAAUUGACUCAGGCUAAUUGACAUGAUUUAUCUGAAGCUUCUAAAGCCAUGACAUCAUUUUCUGGAAUUUUCCAAGCUAUUUAAAGGCACAUUCAACUUAGUGUAUGUAAACUUCUGACCCACUGGUAUUGUGAUACGCGAAAUAAUCUGCCUGUAAACAAUUGUUGGAAAAUUUACUUGUCAUGCACAAAGAUGUCCUAACUGACUUGCCAAAACUAUUGUUUGUUAACAAGACAUUUUUGGAGUGGUUGAAAAACAAGUUUUAAUGACUCCAACGUACGUGUAUGUAAACUUCCAACUGUAUAUUACACAUCUGAAUGUCACCCUCUUCCCUUGGCAUCCCUAGAAGGCCCAUAAUACAAACCUCAAAUGGACUAACACACACACACCUCACAUGGACACAGCUGUGAUCUUUUGCCCACCUGGCAAAUUCCUGUGUCCUGGAACAAACCAGGCAGCUUUUAAUACUCAAUAUUGUCAAACUGUAGGAUCAACCACUUCCACGGUGUACGGUCUGCCUAGCAUGUGGCUCCAUCCCCCUCACUCAGUAAGAACUCCUACAUACACCACUUCUACACCAAGCCAAAUCACUCAAUGCAAUGCUGAGGAGAUCCCUCUUUGUUGAAUGAAACAAGUUUCCAGGGUUGGGGUUGCUCUGUAAUUCCAAUUCAAUUCUUGAAUUUGAAUUGGCCACACCUGACAGGAAGCAGCAAUUGAAUUGAAUUUGCAUUAAAGAAAGUUGAAUAAAAUUAAAUGAAAAUUGUAUUUAUUUUGAAUUGCUUUGAAUUAUAUUCCACUUCCUUCAAUUAAAAUGAAAUUAAAAUCCUGCUUCUUUUGGGGUGUGGCCUAUUCAAAUUAAAUUCAGAAAUUUUGAAUUGACACAAACCCUGCAGGGAACGCUAGGCCUAACGAGAUUGUAGGGUUGACAAGUGCUUGUUCUGUGAAAGACAAAAAUAUGCUUCAUUGUUGUAAUUGUAUUUUUGUACCAGUGAGUCUGACACAGUGUUGUUAAAUAGACGGUGCAUCGUUCUCGGUUUGAAGAUGUCUCUCCCUGUACUUGACCAACUGAUGAGCUUGCCUUUGUUGUGUUGGUUGGCAUUGUGGACAAUGGCCUCUUUUCUAAGAAGCUGUGACAGUCUAUUUUCCUUUCAACUGGCUGAAAUUAGAUGUGGUUUUCUAUCAAAAACAGGAAACCAGACCUCCACAAAAUAAAUCCAGUUUAACGAGACCCAGUUUGGAUGUGACAGCACACAAUCUGUGCUAAAAUUAAGGUGGUUUUCCUCUGCUAUGAGAAGGGCCUCCUUGCUGUGAUAUUAAACUGUGUUGUGUACUGUUUUUGUGUCCACAAAGUUAGAUUGAAUGGGAUCUUAAGCACUUACAAAUUUGUACAAACAUACUGUACGAAUUGGAAUUCGUAACUUAUCAUAUAAACGUCAGGAGAGGAAAACAAAUUGCAGGAUGUAACAUAUCAUUGUGAAAAUGUCAUUGCGAAAAUUUUGGGGGACCAGUUUUCAAUAGUGAGCACUACUUUCAAAACUACUUCCUGAAAUGAUACAAAACCUCUAGUAUCACUUUAACUUCUAAAAGGAAUUUAAGACGUGUUGUCUUAGCACAGGGGUCCAACAAAUACAGUAUUUCCAUUGUGUUUAAUUUCUUAGUUUUUCCAUUUCUUCACCAUAUACAUCAACCAUCACCUCUACAACUUCAAGGGCUAAACUAUAGGAGUGUGCCAAACUUCAAGUACAUUCCAUUGGAGACUGCACUGUACUGGUAUUACUAUUAUUUGUUCAUUCAAAUGUGACCUUAGCAUCAAGAUAAGGGUUCAAUUCCAUUACAAUUCAGUAAACUAAAAUUCAAAUUCCCCAAAUGCUUCUUACUGAGAAAAAUGUGGAAUUGGCUUGUUUACUUCCGGAGUUGAUUGAAUUGAAAUGGAAUUGCCCCAACCCUGCAACAUACAGUGGGUUGUAAAGCCUUCAACAAGCCUGACUUGUGAAUGAAGCCUUCCUACAAUUUAAGAAGAAAACCAUACAAGAACAAGCUGAUGUAGUUUUCCAACCUGUGCGUUUGCAAAUGUGUUACAGUAUUGAUGUCGCUAACCAGUAGCCUAAACAGUCAACUGUGGUUCAAAUCAAAGUGUAUUGGUUGUGUACACAGUUUUGCUGGUGUUAUAGUCGGUGCAGCGAAAUGCUUAUGUUACUAGCUCCAACAGUGCAGUAGAAUGUCUGAACGUCAAUGAUGUUCAAUUAUUAUUUCACUCAACUGACAACUAAACCAAUACUGCUAUUUAACAUGAGCAAAAUCUGUAUGGUGAAUUAUUUUGUCAAUAAAAGCUAUGUAUGACUUGCCUGGUUAAAUAAAAAAUACAAAUAAAAUGUUCAUAUUGUUACAA